Molecule: messenger RNA, 3833 nt
Organism: Chironomus riparius
Lineage: Eukaryota; Metazoa; Arthropoda; Insecta; Diptera; Chironomidae
Source: the annotation of a GenBank genome assembly
CUGAUAUCAAAGAAACUUUAGAAUAAAAUAUUAUUUUUUGCUCAGUCUCGAUUUAAAUUUUCGAAAGUCAAAAAGUGUCUUAGACACAGAAAAAUUUAUAAAUGCUUAAUCGAAGAUAUACGUUCGACGGUCAACCAAUAUAUUUACUUGGCGAGCAUGCAUCUGAACUGCAUAGACAAAUAGAAAUUCAAGAUUUUUAUACUUUACGACAGCAGUAUGUCAAUUCAGGGAAUUUAUUUGAAGAUCGUGAAUUUCCUGCAGAAGAUAAAAGUCUUUUUUACUCACGCCCUGCGGAUAGGCGAUAUAAAUGGCUGAGGCCAUCUGAAAUCUGUAAAAAUCCUAGUUUUUUUGUAGAAGGAUAUUCUCGAUUUGAUGCUCGACAGGGUGAACUUGGUGAUUGCUGGUUUCUUGCUGCAGUAGCAAGCUUGACUCAAGAUGAAAAAUUAUUUCAUAGAGUUGUAUACGAUGACAAUAGCCUUACUGAAAAUUAUGCUGGGAUUUUUCAUUUCUGCUUUUGGAGAUUCGGAAAAUGGGUUGAUGUGGUCAUUGAUGAUCGAUUGCCAACAUAUAAGGGACAACUAGUUUACAUGCAUUCACCUAAAAAGGAUGAAUUUUGGUCUGCAUUGCUCGAAAAAGCUUAUGCAAAAUUACAUGGAAGUUAUGAAGCACUUAGAGGUGGAAACACAAGUGAAGCAUUAGAGGACUUUACAGGUGGAGUUUCUGAAAGAUUUCAUCUCGGAAAAGCUCCAGCAAAUCUUUACAGCAUCAUUGAAAAGAGAACAAAGAGAAAUUCUAUGAUGGCUUGCUCCAUUGAUCCUAAUCCACAAGUUAUUGAAGAUAAGACUGCUCAAGGUCUAGUGCGUGGACAUGCUUAUGCAAUAACAAAGGUUCAGAUGAUUGAUAUUGUUACACCAAAUACUAGUGGAAAAAUACCAUUGUUGCGUUUAAGAAAUCCUUGGGGCAAUGACAUUGAAUGGACUGGAGCUUGGAGUGACAAAUCUGCUGAGUGGCGCUAUAUCCCAGACUAUGCAAAGAAACAAAUUGGAUUGACCUUUGAACAUGAUGGAGAAUUUUGGAUGUCUUUCAAAGAUUUUCUCAGAAAUUUUGAUAGCUUAGAUAUUUGUAAUUUAUCACCUGAUUCAUUUGAAGAUGAUCAAGAGAUGAAAACUCCAAGAAAGAGACAAUGGAAUAUGAAUGUUUAUGAAGGUCAAUGGGUACCGGGAAUAACAGCAGGUGGUUGUAAAAAUUUUCUUGACACUUUUCAUCGUAAUCCACAAUAUGUCAUGAAAUUAGAAGAUCCAGAUGAAGAUGAUGAUAUUGAUAAGUGUACAGUCAUUGUAUCAUUAAUGCAGAAGUACCGCAGAAUGAAAAGAAGUAUAGGGCUAGACUUUCUGACAAUUGGAUUUGAAAUUUAUCAAGUUCGCGAGACUGACUUAGACCAAAAACCACUGAAGAUGAAUUUCUUCAGAAAUAAUCGAAAUGUAGCAAGAACAAAUGAGUUUAUAAAUCUACGUGGAGUUUUUGGACGUUUUGAACUGUCACCUGGAAAUUACUUGAUAGUUCCAUCAACAUUUGAACCAAAUAUGGAAGGAGAAUUUUUAAUUCGUGUCUUUUCUGAAAGCAAGAAUGUUUUUGAAGAAAAUGAUGAGACAGUAAGAUUAGGAGAUGUCGAUAGAAGAGUAAUUGGUGAUCUUCCAGAUGUUAAAGCUCCUACUGCUGAGUGUUUGACGAUUGAGAAAUUAUUUUAUGAUAUAGCUGGUACUAAUCUCGAAAUCGGAUGGAUAGAGUUGAAACAAGUUUUAGAUCAAUGCAUUAGAAAAGAACUCAUGAAGGAAGGCAGAAAAGUCACAUUCACAAGUGGAUAUCCCUUAAAUUCAGAAGCUAAAGAAAUUAAUUCAAAUGAAAUCAUUGAAAGGCCUUUCCAAAAUUUUAUGAAAAUCAUCCGUGAAAUAUUUUGUUUCGGACAAAAAAGAACUGAAACUCAUAUCCCAGAAAGUGGUGCAGUCGAAGGAUCUAAUGUUCAAUUGUCUCCUUCAGUUACACAAAGUGGUAUCGAAACUGGAUUUUCAAAAGACAUGUGUCGCUCAAUGGUUGCAAUGCUGGACAUUGACAGAUCUGGAAAACUUGGAUUAGAAGAAUUCAAGACAUUACUGUACGAAAUUGCCAAAUGGAAGGCUGUGUUCCAACUCUAUGACAAAGACCAAAACAAUAAACUCGAUACUAAUGAGCUUCGCGAUGCUCUAGAAUCAGCUGGUUAUCGUCUUAAUUACCAAAUUCUGACCUCACUUCUCUAUCGCUAUGGAUCUCCCGACAAUACAAUGUCUAUUGACGAUUUCAUCAUGUGUGCAGUCAAAGUUAAAACAAUGAUUGAAAGAUUUAAGGAAAAAGAUCAUCAUAAUAGAAAUACUGCGACAUUUACAGUCGAUGAAUGGAUUGCGAGAGCUCUUUAUUCAUAAGAUUGAUUUAUUGUGCAGUGAAAUUUAAAUUUGUUACUCGGUUUUGUUUGCUUGUUGACUGAUUUUACAUUUUUGUUGUUUUUGCUAAUACAUGAUAUACUCUUAAAAGUGAAUUUUGAGAAAAAUCUCUUGUUUAAAUAGGUUUGAUAAGGAGAAUAUUCACUAAUGACUUUGUAAUCUAUUCAGACAAGUGUCAAUUUUAUGUGGGAACUGUUACUCAAUCAAUAAUUAUCUCGAAUUUUUACUACAGUGUUGAUAACAAGAUGACCUUAUUUAAAGAUCCAAGCCUGAAUCAUCCAGUAAAACAUCAUAUUAAAAUCAAUAAAAAAUUUUAGUCUGCUAGUGUCGUCAUUUUAUUAAAGACAAGAUUGACUAGAUAAGAUUUGAUAAUGUUUUAAGGAUCGUACAAAAUAUUUAAUUGGCUGCGAAUUAUGUCUGACAGAAAAUCAAUCUAUUUUUAUGACUUUACUGUGAUUUAUAGUUCAGUUAAUACUAUUAUAAUAUUAUAACAGCCAUAAAGCUCAAUGAACAUUUUAACGACUGAUCAAAUAAAUCCUCUAAAUUCUUGUUUAAGGAAUUUUAAAGAUCUCGUCAAAAUAGCCUUUAGCACACAGUCAUAUCCCAUCCUAACCUCCAAUCCAACGCAUAUUAACAUAUUCUGCAUGUGGGAGUCAAGUGAUAUCAUUUCAUUGAUGCAUAAAUAGGACAAAAUUAAUUCAGAGAAUGACAAACAAUGAACAGAUCAACAAGAUAACUUUGAGUAAUAAAUCAAAAGCCAAAAGGAGUGGCUUCUAACGCAUCUAUUAAUUUUCUCAUGGCGAAUCUCAAAAAGUUUUUUUUUCUUAUUUAUUGAUUCCAAAUUUUGCAUUUUAUUGGCAUCCCAAAAAAAUUAAAAUUCCUUAAAAUAAACAUUCAAAGCAACAAAGUCAAUGCCAUACUUAGUCAAUUUUCAUCACGUAGGUUGCCCAUCAGCUGUUUGCAUGAUGUCCAUCCAUUCUAAUUGACCUACAAAAUCAGAUUGCGCAAUUUAAAAAAAACACACUGGGAAGCAAUUUCCAUAAUGCAACAGACGCUGUGUCUCAUCUUAUUAUCCGCACAAAUUGUCAAAUUAUUCGUGUUAAUGGUUUUUUCAAGAUAAAAGUAAUUACCAAUAUGCGUACAAUUGUUAAUAUGUUUGCCAAACUCAUUUAAAAGUCUAAAUAUUAUUAUGGUAUGCUAUAAUUCAUUCACGUGCUGUGAAAAGCUAUGUAAAUUUGAAAGAUAAAUCAGAUGGGCUGCUCCUUAAGUGGUUAUUUUUUUUGCAAGUUUUUUCACCUUGCUUGAUGAAAUUUAUGUUACAAAUCUAACGAUUUUAUUCAUCUUCUAAAUUCAAACUAG